Molecule: messenger RNA, 1539 nt
Organism: Thyridium curvatum
Lineage: Eukaryota; Fungi; Ascomycota; Sordariomycetes; Thyridiales; Thyridiaceae
Exons: 1
Coding region: 1-1539 (512 amino acids)
Biological process (GO): regulation of DNA-templated transcription
Cellular component (GO): nucleus
Molecular function (GO): zinc ion binding
Source: RefSeq, a predicted model, not a curated record
AUGUCAAUCAAUCAGCUCGGACGGCUCAUCGACCUCCCCGAUGCUGACCUGGCUCAGGUUCUGGAGUAUGCCUCCAGCCUGUCCAAGCUCGAGGCCGCUGAUCACUUCAAGAACCUGCUCGGAGACACACCCCAAGCCAUAGAGUUCAUCGCGGCAUUCAAUUCGCGCAGACGCGAGCCCGUCGUGAGCUCAGCAUCGUCUUCUCAGACUACCGUGGGCGCUGCGGGAGCGGAAACGCGAGCUUCCUCACAGGCCGGUGCGGAUGCGGUUCCGAAGCCUGCAAAGCAUCAAAAGAAGAAGAAGCGACCACUCCAUGCUCCUCCCCCUCGACAACUAGUCGACACUAGCUCCGCGCCUGGCGUCGCGUACAGCAAAAAGGAUAGACAAGACGAGUAUGUCUCGGCUAGACCCUCGACGCCCUCAGUUGCUCCGGUUGCAGCUCCAGCCGCUCCUCCAUCCAGAGCCCAGGCCGGCCCAGCACCCAAGCUGCCUCCUUCUGCGGCAGGCACUCUCACCUCCGACCUUCUUGCGCCGCCUUCCACCCGGCAGAAGUCCUCCAACAAGCCUAGCACUGUGGCCAAGGUCUCCAUCACCGGCGGAACUGCUAUGCACGGGGCUUCGACAGCUCUCGCCGACCUCGACGCCGCCAUCCGCUCCCUUGAAAUCACCACCAACCCCAGCGUGAAUGACACAGACGCCACGAAUGCCCGCCGUUGCAACUGCGUCGCUGCACGUCAUCCUCUCCAGUCGGCUGCUCCCAAUUGUCUCUCCUGUGGCAAGGUCGUAUGUGCCAAAGAGGGGCUCGGCCCAUGCACCUUUUGUGGCAGCGCUCUCCUUUCCCAAGAGGAGGUGCAGGCCAUGAUCAAGGAGCUACGUGCCGAGCGGGGCCGAGAGCGCAUGGCCGCCGACCGCCAAGCUCACCGCCGUCCCGAAGUAUUAUCAACACCACGGCCGUUCACGAAGCCCAAGUCCGAACAGGAUGCCAGCCUUGCGGAGGCCAAAGCCAGGGAACAUCGCGAUAAGCUUUUGAACUUUCAGGCUCAGAACGCCCGCCGUACGACCGUCCGGGAUGAGGCAGCUGACUUUGAUACCGAGUCAAGCAGCCUUUGGGCUAGUCCUGAAGAACGCGCACGCGAGCUGAAGAGGCAACAGAAACUGCUCCGGGAGAUGGAGUGGAAUGCGCGUCCCGACUUCGAGAAGAGAAGGCAGGUCGUCAGCAUCGACGUUGUGGGCGGCAAGGUUGUCAGAAGGAUGGCCGCGGUCGACCGCCCACCUAGCCCUGACGACGUAGACAACCCAGAGGGAAUCACAGAGGCUUCUUCAGCCGGCACGUCAGACCAAGGUCUCAGAGAAGCUUCGGGCAACACUACAGGCUCUUUCAGUACCAACCCAUUGUUGGGCCCGAUGAUUAAGCCUGUCUACAGUGUGAGCGCUGCAGAUGCUAGCCUCGAGGGACGUGCGAGCAAGAAGAGUCAGUGGAGGAGAGUUCAAGAUAAUCUUGACAACAAUGAGAGUGUUAUCCUAGAGAGCAGAAUAUAG